AUGAUUCGUACCGAAUCUGUUUGGGAAAUAUUGUGCUAUGAAAGAAAGCGUCUCAAGCAGGACAUGACUAGUUACGAUGUGGCCUUGCAGAACUUGUUUAUUGGACAAACAGUCUUUGCUCGCUACAACAACAGAAUGUAUCGCAUAAAUCGUAUCAAUUACGAUCAGACACCGUACUCGGAAUUUACACUUGCUGAUGGAAACGUCACUUCUUUGAAAGGAUACUUCGAGAAACUGUGUAAUUUUGUGAUUCGCGAAGACCAUCAACCAAUUUUGGUCAGCGAAGUCAAAGCCAAACAAGCCGGUGAAGCGUCGAUGGUAGUUUACCUGAUACCCGAGCUUGUCUAUCGUACAGGACUUACCAGCGAAAUGAGGCACGAUUUUCGUUGUAUGAAGGAGCUUUCCGCUUAUAUACGUCUGGACCCGCAAAGUAGAAGUCAGACAACGACACGCCUGCUAGAGAAGAUUAUUGGAAAUGAGUGGGACAUUGUCCUUAACAAGGACCUCGACUUUCCAUCGAGAGAGCUGGAAGCGGGAAGACUGUAUGGAGCCGAUCCUCAAGGUUAUGCG
This is a messenger RNA of Cylicostephanus goldi, 570 nucleotides long. The record is from the annotation of a GenBank genome assembly. Lineage: Eukaryota; Metazoa; Nematoda; Chromadorea; Rhabditida; Strongylidae.